UACAAUAUCUUGCCCUUCUCGAGUCUCUGCACAAUUGAGAGGUUUAUUGAUCGUCAUCUCUGCGACUGGUGGACACAGUUACCGCUACACUGCCACCAUGCUUCAUUUUCGCUUUCCUUCGACCCCUUUCUCCUUAACUCCUUGCCUUUCCUCUCUCCUCCUCCUGAUCUUCCUCUUGGGGCUCGCCCAUCUCUCUCAGGCCGGUGGCGACGCCCACAGCAGCCCGGGGAACUGUUCAGGGGAGGACAGCUGCUCUGAGGGUGUCGUCCUGCCGGUAUGGAACCCCCAGAACCCCUCUGUAGGCGACAAGGUGGCACGUGCCAUCGUCUACUUUGUGGCCCUCAUCUACAUGUUCUUGGGCAUGUCCAUCAUCGCCGACCGGUUCAUGUCAUCCAUCGAGGUGAUUACAUCUCAAGAGAAGGAGAUAACGAUCAAGAAACCCAAUGGAGAGACCACCACUGCGACCGUACGCAUCUGGAACGAGACAGUCUCCAACUUGACCCUCAUGGCUUUGGGAUCGUCGGCCCCUGAGAUCCUGUUAUCCGUGAUUGAGGUCUGUGGGCACAAGUUUGAGGCUGGUCACCUGGGCCCGAGCACAAUUGUGGGUAGCGCUGCCUUCAACAUGUUCAUCAUCAUCGCCCUCUGUGUUUACGUGGUCCCAGAUGGUGAGGUACGCAAAAUCAAACACUUGAGGGUCUUCUUUGUGACGGCAGCCUGGAGCAUAUUCGCCUACAUUUGGCUCUACUUGAUCCUCUCUGUCUUUUCUCCUGGUGUAGUGGAAGUUUGGGAGGCCGUGCUUACUUUCCUCUUCUUUCCGCUCUGUGUGGUUCAGGCCUGGAUCGCUGACCGUCGUUUGCUCUUUUACAAAUACGUCCACAAGCGCUACCGUGCUGAUAAGAACCGUGGGAUCAUCAUUGAGACGGAGGGUGACGGCAUGUUCACCAAGAUGGAUAUGGAGAUGGACGGCCAAGGUUCCAAUUCCCACCACAAGGAGGCACUUGAUGGGAUGCUGGCUGGGGUGGAGGAAGGAGGUGGAGGGGAAGAAGAGGAGGCGAGGAGGGAGAUGGCUCGUACGUUGAAGGAACUCAAGCAAAGACACCCGGAGAAGGACAUGGAGCAGCUGAUUGAGAUGGCGAACUAUCAAGUGCUAGUGCAACAGCAGAAGAGUCGAGCUUUCUAUCGCAUCCAGGCUACUCGCAUGAUGAUCGGAGCGGGGAACAUCCUCAAGAAGCAUGCUGCGGACCAAGCCAGGAAGGUGGUGAGCUGCCAUGAGGCUAAUGCCCAAGAAGAAGACCCUCACACCAUCUACCUGGAGUUUGAGCCCACUCAUUAUCAAUGCUUUGAGAACUGCGGCUCUUUAAAACUCUCUGUGACCCGACAUGGUGGAGACAGCGGCUGCACUGUCAAGGUUGACUAUCGCACAGAGGAUGGCACUGCUAACGCAGGAUCAGACUAUGAAUUCGCCGAGGGCACUCUGGUCUUUAAACCGGGUGAGACGGUGAAGGAGCUGACAGUCGGUGUGAUUGACGAUGACAUAUUCGAAGAAGAUGAGCAUUUCUACGUACAUCUCAGCAACCCUCGUGUUGUCCACCGUGCCGAGGUCUCCGUCCUCGACCCUAAUGCGGUGUCGCCAGGCAACAGCAUUAUAGGGUCCAGCCACGUUCCUCCCAAAGCUGCCCUAGGUAACACAUACACUGCCACGGUGACCAUUUACGAUGAUGACCACGCGGGGAUCUUCACGUUCGAGACCAAUUCCACACGAGUGAGCGAAAGUGUGGGCAUCAUGCAGGUGAAGGUCCACAGAACAUCUGGAGCAAGGGGGAAGGUGGCAGUACCGUACCACACUACGGAGGGAAAUGCCAAAGCUGGAGAAGACUAUGAAGAGGUGGCUGGCAAACUGGAGUUCCUCAAUGAUGAGACCAUGAAAAUCCUGGAGGUGAAGAUCAUUGACGAUGAGGAGUAUGAGAAGAACAAAACCUUCACCAUCCACCUGGGGGAGCCGGUGCUGCUGGAGAUCGGGCAGAAACACGGAGACUCCAAUGAUAACAAACCGGCGGUGGGGGCAGAGGAAGAGGAGGUGGCCAAGAUGGGGUGCCCAAGUCUGGGAGAGCACACCAAACAGGAAGUGGUGAUAGAGGAAUCGUACGAGUUUAAGAAUACCGUCGACAAGCUCAUAAAGAAGACUAACCUGGCGCUGGUGGUGGGCAGCAGCAGCUGGAGAGAACAGUUUGUCAGCGCUGUCACUGUCAGUGCAGGUCAUGAUGAUGCAAAUGUUUGA
This is a messenger RNA of Sinocyclocheilus grahami, 2278 nucleotides long. RefSeq names its product sodium/calcium exchanger 1-like. Gene Ontology annotation, cellular component: axon; sarcolemma; postsynapse. Gene Ontology annotation, molecular function: calcium:sodium antiporter activity. The transcript has 8 exons. Lineage: Eukaryota; Metazoa; Chordata; Actinopteri; Cypriniformes; Cyprinidae. Gene Ontology annotation, biological process: sodium ion transmembrane transport; calcium ion import across plasma membrane; cell communication. The record is from RefSeq and is a predicted model, not a curated record. Bases 98 to 2278 code for a protein of 726 amino acids.